GACUAUCUGCGAUGUCUAAACUGCAAGAAGUGGAAGAUUGAAUUUCAAGAUGCGGAGAUGUCAAUGCAGGCUAGAGCAAAAAGGAUUGACUUAUAUAAAAGCCACAAAGAGAAGUGCAUAAAAAAGGUUAGAAAAUAAAAAAAAGGCAACUGCAACAAUUAAGUCCUGCGAACGACCUCUUGCUAGGUAAGUGAGUGAAUGAAUGAAUUAAAGUUGAAAAACAAGAAGUUGCGAACGAGUGAAAAAGAUGGGAGGCAUUGCAAUUGUAGACUUGCUGCAUCGUGGUUUCUUUCUUGUUUCGUUUCUUUCUCGUCAGCACAUCCUCGGUAGAUGGAUUUCCUCAGCACACGUAGUACUGUGUUACAAAACCAAGGAAAAAAUGUAGAAUUCUGAGGGGCAGGUUGAUGCAGCACAUCACGUUAGCUGUUCGACGGUUCGGCACGAUGCGGUUGAUUCUCGGUAUUUCCUGGGUCUCUGCUGUCUUUUUCUUUCGACUCACAGCGGCGCUCCGGUUGUUAGCUCCUGAUGAUGUGAGUGAAAACUCUCAUCCUGGUGCAGUCAACCAUGCGGACAUUAUACCAUCGGUAAAUGCAAUCACAAACGGACAAAAUCUCGCAUCCUUCGAAGAAUCAUCGAUUUUUUUGGAACAAGCAGAUGAGUUUUCAGGAGACUUAGAAGCAGAUGGACGCCAAGCUCCAGUCGAGGGUGUACCAGAGCAGCCGCGAGAUCUUCUCGCAAAUGAUGGGAUUCCACCAGCCAAGAACCAAACGCGACCAUCUCCUUACGUAACUCCGAAACAGUGCGCGAGUUUAGCGGCCGCUAUGUGGCAGAAGCCAGAGGUCACGUGCAAACGGCGGGAAGUCGAUGCAGACACUGACGUCUGCUCUUGUAAAGUGCCGUUGCCAGCAUCUGUUCACCCCCAGCCCGAAACGGUGCAAUCGGUAAUUGCGGCUCCAGCAGUCGCGACGCCGGGAGCGCCGCCGCCCGUGCAGUUUGAUCCGUAUUAUUGCCCAUCUUACUGCGAUCACAGUUUUCAUCCAAUUCCCAUCCAUUAUCCAACUAAUUAAGUAAUGUAUGAAAAACUUGUCAAAAUUGUAGAGCUCCGAAGCAACAUUUUUAUGGCGAUGUCUUGCGUCCUUGUACGAGCCAUUCUACCUAUAUAUAUAAUCAUGCCUGACACCCAACAGCUUGCCUGAGCCGGCUUCUCCGGUGAAUCCGCUCGCGCCCUAUUCUCCCGGGAGUAUGAGCGCCGUAUGUCCCUUCGGAACCGCAUGCGCAAAUGUGACGCAAUGUGUCGGCUUUGAUACCUGGGGCUUCUCGAAAGUCCAACAAAGUAAGUACUCGGCAGCAUCGCAGCUUCUAAAUUUCAUUCUCUGUGAAUACUAUAUGCCGAUGGACGGGUCUUUCGAAAUUCCCCUACGUGUCAACUUAAGCAGCGAAUACGUUGUGACGGAUAAGUAGCAGUGUACUUGUCUCGCGACAACGGUCAAUCUCGGGACGAGCUUCUGAGUUUGAAGAAUGUCUGUCAAAACGGGAGCGUAACCACUCGUCAUUGUUGUAAUAGAAAGCCGUAGCUCGCCGUAGCAAGUAGGUGGUCUGCGUCAAACAUUAGGUUCCUCCAGAGUUAUGUCAUAAUAAAUCUAGUCUUGUUUUUUCCAAUCAAUGAAUGAAACUACCAUCAUGGCAAUCGCUCGCAUUCCUUGGGAAGCUUUUUCAUUUGAACUGCGCGAUGUCGUUAUGUUUUCCUAUCAAUCUUCGUCGAGAAAUGUUUUGAACAUCUGCCGAAUGCUCGUCUUCUCCGGUUGAAGAAUUCGUAGUAGAAAGGUUUCUACCACAACCACUAG
Messenger RNA from Amoebophrya sp. A25, 1844 nucleotides. NCBI's taxonomy places the organism in Eukaryota, Dinophyceae, Syndiniales, Amoebophryaceae. The record is from the annotation of a GenBank genome assembly.